AUGAAUAAUUAAUUUGAGAUUAUAAAAAAGGUUUGGGCAUCAAAGAAAAUUUGGUCCUUUUUCAAAUAUUAAAGUCUUUUGAACCAAAGAUUGAAAGAACUAAUAAAAGAAUAAGAUCCUAAAAUUCAAAGUGUUAUUCAAUUAAAAGAGAAUAAAGAAUAAAUUGAAAUAUCUAAUAAGUAAUUUACAAACGUAUGCACUAAAGCUUUAGAAAAUUAAGCAAGCCUUAUGAAACCAUUAAUAUUGCUCAAUAAUAGAAACUUAAUUAACAAUUAGAAGUAUAUACUAGAUAUUUUAUAAAUAAUUUAUUAUUCUACAAAUGAUGAAGAAUCUAAUUAUAUAGUAGAAACUUUAAAGAAUCCAAACAAAUUUAAAGAAUAGAAAUAAGUAAUAUUAUGAUUUAAUUUAUUAGUUAUAUAAAAUACUAGAAUUGAUUUUCAUAAUUCUUCAAAAUUAAAUAUCAGAAACAACUAAAUAUUAAAUUUUAAUAAGUUUAGAUUCCAUAUUAAAAUCAUUUAUGAAAUGUUCAUAAAAUAAUCCUUAAAUAUUAUAAAACUUAAGAUAGUAUUAAAAAUACAAUAGAAUUAUAUAAUGCACAACAUCUUAUUAAGGAAUAGAUUAAUUUAUAAAAGCUAUAACAUCUUUUGAUUGUAAAUUAAAAUCAAAUUUGACACCAGAAAUAAUAGAAACUAUUUUGAAUAAUGUAUUACAACAAUUAGAUUGUGUAAUUUGUUACAAUGCAAUGAAUGAUCCUGUAUCUAUGAAAUGUGGACAUAGUUUUUGUAAAGCAUGUAUGACAUAGGAUUAAAAUAAUUCUAAGAAAUGUCCAAUUUGUAGGUAUUAUUAAUGAAAUAUUUAGAAUGGAGUAGGUAGAUGAGAUUUAUUUAAGUGAAAACAAUAAAUUCUUAACAAAGUUGAUUUAACUAAGAUUAAAUUUUGAGAAUUAGUAAAAUUUAAAGUAAGAUGAUGAUACCUAAAAUUAUUAUAAUAUUUAUAUAAAACCAUAAAGUAGAGAGGUAUAUGAAAAGAAAAUUGUAUUAAGAACAAAGUAAUCACUCAAAUAUUUAAUUGAAGAAGAAGUUGAAAUAGAUACAAUUAAAUUUAGAUCACUUAAUAUAGUUUAGUUUUAACAAUUAUUAUAGUAAAAUCUAAUUUUUAUUCUUGUUGAUAAAAAUGAAAAUGCUUAUUUAGUGAAAAAUGUAUUGACACAUAUAAGCAAGAGCAAGACAAGAAUUAAAGUUGAAUAUUAAGAUAAAAUACAAAUUGUACAUUAAUAUUUCUCAAAUAUUUUCCUUAAUAUUGAAAAUGUAGAAUAUAUUUUUGAAUCCUUAUUUGCAACAGCAAUUACAUUAGAAGAUCAACAUAUAGAUCUUACUAAUAUUGAAAUAUAAAAUUAAUUGUCUAAUUCAAUUAAUAAUAUAAAAGAAUUCUUUAAUUAGGCUCUUCUAAAUUAGUAGUAAGAUUAAACAUAUUAAACUAUUCAUUCAUUUUUAGCAUAAGUAGGAUUUUGGAGUCUAUAAAAUUCAGAUAUAAUUAAUAAUUAUGAUUAAAUGAAAAAAUAUUCAUAUCUAAUACCAAAUAUAUUAAGAAUACCAGAAAAAGAGAGAGUGUAAAUUUAACAAAUCAAUAAUUUAAUAAUAAGGUUGCAGAUGAUUGAAAAAAGUCUUUUGAGAUUCAAAUAAUGCUCAAAUAUAUUAAUGAUAUUUAUUAUUCAAAGAUAGAAUUAAGAUUCAAAGAGAAAUAUCAUAAUUUCUAUUUUAGUAUUUUUAUUUUUGUCAUUUGCCCUAUAGUUGUGA
Molecule: messenger RNA, 1796 nt
Organism: Paramecium pentaurelia
Lineage: Eukaryota; Ciliophora; Oligohymenophorea; Peniculida; Parameciidae
Source: the annotation of a GenBank genome assembly